AUGCGUGUGAAGCAGAUCUGGAACUAUGUCCCUCUCCCGGCCAAGGCCAAACUUCUCUGGGACAGGCUGACCGUUUCCCGUAUCACGACCAUUUAUUUUGUAUUCUCGCUCUUGCACUGUAUUCUCCAGCUCGUGUUCCAGACGCAAGCUUUCGCCAUAAACGCGCGCGCCGCAGACUUUCUUCAUAGCAUCGUCCGUGGAGGCGGCGCUCAGGUUCCUGGCUUCUUUCAAGUGGUCGGGGACACUCUCAGAUAUUGUGACCACGUCCCACACAAGAUCAGCGCGGCUUCAUGUCAAGUCGUCUGGAAUGGUACAAGCGUGCAAUCCUCGAACGCCCAGGGUGCCGUUCAAACUGGCAAUUCGUCUUCGAACAGCUAUGGCUCCUCUUCCUCUUCCUCUUCUGCCCUCUCCUCGUCGGUGUCAGCUGCGCCGUCAUUCACUACUACGUUCAACACGACCUUCUCGUUCAAAACGUUGGACACAUUCCCUUCGAGUGGGAUAUCCAGCACUACCGUAAGAUCUGCAAUUUCGGCAUCUGCUUCUAGCACUCCGGUGGUCAGGAUCGCGUCCAGCGCUACUUCGAGCACACCUGCGGCGAGGGUCACUGUGACAAAGAUCGUGGUCCAAAAACCGACGGCCACGGCUACCUCUUCAGACGACGACGAUGAUGACGACGAUGAUCUCGCCCACCGUAGGCGGUACCUACCCCGCGAGGCGUUGCAGAAACGCGGGAUGAUGGGGAACUCGAUUCUGGUCAUCGAUGUGGACGGACAAAAGAAGGUGGCUCUCAAUGGCUUCGGUUUCAAUACUGAAACUGUCUUGGAUCAAAAAUGCGUGGUCGCAUUGAACUGGCCAGUGCAGCUUUUGCACAACACGAAGCGCGAAGAUAUCACUUUCAUUGCGUUCCAGUUUUGGGUUCUGGGAAUGUCUAUUGCCGCACUGUUGAACGAAUCGAUUCCUCACAUCAUCGCAUCUCUCGUCACUCACAUGUCCGCGACGGCAUGGGCAGGGUUCCAGAUCUGGUCAACCUCAGCCUUCCACAACGACUUUCGUCGUAUCGCAACCAACGGUGCCUGCCAAAUCAACCUUUUGCCUUCCUACUGGAAAGACCGCGCAAACGCAGAGAUCCCCAGCCUGGUACUGAACACGGUUGCUCUGUUUGUGUCUGCAUUCCUGUCGUGGAGAUUGAUUAAGUUAUUCGGCUGGCAGACUUUCAAGCGCAUCGGGGCUUCUUUGAACAUCAAUCGCAUCUACAAGCUCAUUCUGACGCUUUCUAUCGCCAUUCAGCUGUCACUGUUCUUCGUCGUUGCGUCGAUAGGUAUCUGGCUCGACCAAAUUUGCAAUGGCACUUUUGCCCACCUAUCAACUGAGGGCACUCUGUACAUGGCCUUGAGUAUCGUUGUCAUCAUACUCCUGGCUCCGUGGCUUGUAACAGGUUGGUUUGCAGUUCGAAGAGAACUCAAGAUUCCGAUGGCGGUGUUCCUCGUCUUGUCCGGUGUCCUUGUCAUCGGAUGGGGCGCUAUGUUUGACUCCCUUACCUUUCGGUGGACUUUUGUUCAGUGGCGGUUCUUCAGCGUCAUCAUCGUGCUCUCAAUCACAUUGACGCUCCUUACCUUUAUCCUCGGCGUCGUAUGCUGGUUCAACUUUGGCCACGGCCUUACACACUACCUGAACGCACAGGAGCCGCUCCCUGGCGACGACUUUGUGCCGGUCGUUCCUGGCCAACUUGACCAGGACCCUGAGAAGGUUGAUUUUCCGUCCAACGACCGCCCGGUCCCGACGUUCUCCGCGGCCUUCGGAUCUGGGACUGAAGUCCCGCCUCCCAGUCAAAUGCGCUUCGCCCCACGCCAGAUGGGUCCCCGGUUCUUCAAUGCACAAGCACAGCCUUUCGAGUCUCCCGUCCAGACGAGCCCAGUCCAGAGCCCUCCCGUGGCGCAUUUCAGCUCACUGCCUAGCUCCGUUGCCCCUUCAGCAUACUCGGGCAGCCCUACAUCUCGCCGACUGCUCGUGCGCCACGGGAGCAGCGGAAGCGAACACAGUAUUUCAAGCGUGACGACCAUCGAGCCAUCGGCGUGCGGAGACGGUCUUACGAGGAUGAUGAGCAAUGCGUCUCGGGGAAACGAGUCAAUAAGCGGACGGUCGCGCUGGGUUAUUGAGUAG
Heterobasidion irregulare TC 32-1 is the source of this 2160-nucleotide messenger RNA. RefSeq lists its product as uncharacterized. Bases 1 to 2160 code for a protein of 719 amino acids. The transcript is spliced from 9 exons. The record is from RefSeq and is a predicted model, not a curated record. Gene Ontology annotation, cellular component: Golgi apparatus. Lineage: Eukaryota; Fungi; Basidiomycota; Agaricomycetes; Russulales; Bondarzewiaceae.